AUGGUUGGGCGUACGUAUCUUGUUUAUCAAAUUUUUAACAGAGAACACCCCACUAGAUGUCCAUUUCCAAGAGCAGAAACUAGCGAGGAAGCUAACACAAAAUUAGAGUGGAGGACGUUUCAAGAAGACAAAGGGUUGCCUAUAAGUCGUAUCAAAACAGAAUAUUUGAGAUACAAUUUCAGUGAGAUAGACCAUGAAAGAGUCCCCGAGGUUACCAUUGGUCAAGAUGUAAUCGCUUGUAUGACCAAGUUUAAAUAUUUAGGAUCUGUGAUACAGAGUAAUGAGGAGAUCAAAGACGAUGUAACACAUCAGAUUCAAGCAGGGUGGCUUAAGUGGCGAGCGACUACCAUGAUCUUAUGUGAAAAGAAGUUUCUCACUAGACUAAAAGGUAAAUUUUAUCGAGUUGCAAUCAGACAGGCAAUGCUUUAUGAGGCAGAAUGCUAG
Molecule: messenger RNA, 444 nt
Organism: Amaranthus tricolor (Joseph's coat)
Lineage: Eukaryota; Viridiplantae; Streptophyta; Magnoliopsida; Caryophyllales; Amaranthaceae
Exons: 2
Coding region: 1-444 (147 amino acids)
Source: RefSeq, a predicted model, not a curated record